This is a messenger RNA of Xenopus laevis (African clawed frog), 9103 nucleotides long. It is a transcript of the gene ccdc88c.L, whose product is annotated as protein Daple. Gene Ontology annotation, biological process: cytoskeleton-dependent intracellular transport; signal transduction; cytoplasmic microtubule organization. NCBI's taxonomy places the organism in Eukaryota, Metazoa, Chordata, Amphibia, Anura, Pipidae. Gene Ontology annotation, molecular function: microtubule binding; dynein light intermediate chain binding. The transcript is spliced from 31 exons. Gene Ontology annotation, cellular component: cytoplasm; microtubule organizing center; centrosome. The record is from RefSeq and is a predicted model, not a curated record. Bases 693 to 6869 code for a protein of 2058 amino acids.
GCAGCUCUCCCUACGGGCGUCUGGUUGCCACUGCCUCCCCCACUACUCACUGAUUGACUCGGCUUUGUUAAGACCGCUCUACUAGAAGCACUGCCGUGAUUGGUGAAUUUAUCGCAUCGCUCUGCCUCCCGACUGUUCCGAUUGGUCGUCUAACGUGCCUGUCCCGUCGCUGAGCUUGGAUACUACCUGUGGUGUGUUAGUGUGGGCACAUGCAGCGCUGAAGCGCACGGUUCUAUAGCUUCAUCGUCUGAUCGCUUCCAUUGGAGUUUACUGACAAUUCACAACUUCGUGCAAGUGGCUUCUGGAAGUUGCAGGAAAAAAAUCGAUUCUUUCUGCGCGUAAAAGUGUCUGUUCUUCCGUUUCCACAGUGCAAAUGAGCGACCGGAACGCAAGGGAUACAUAGAAAGCCUUUUUCAACAGCAUUGUAGCUGCUCCCACAUUGGUGGCCAUUUAGAGAGCGGCGGCGGCUGAGGGGGCGCGCACAGCGGGCAGUUAGUAUGCAAAGCCACCAGGCUGCUGGGCUCUCAUGUGGGAAGUGUUUGUAGAGUGAGUGGAGGAGGCUGGGACUCUUUCCUCCCCCCGCAGAGAUGAGCUUCUCAUUGUUCAGCUUCUAAAGCCCAUUCAGGGUCUCUCUCUCCCACACACACGGCAUGGGCCCCUCUCUAUUGUAUGCCCACUGAGCACAGCACAACAUGGAUACUACCAUUUCCCAACAGAUGGACCACUUUCUGGAGAGUCCCCUGGUGACCUGGGUGAAAACCUUUGGCCCAUGUGGGAAUGAGAAUGAAAGUAAAUUAGCAAUGUAUAUGGAACUUGUGGAUGGAGUCUUCCUAAACAAGAUCAUGGUUCAGAUAGAUCCUCGGCCCUCCAAUCAACGUGUCAACAAGCAUGUGAACAAUGAUGUCAACCGACGAGUUCAGAACCUUACUAUACUGGUGCGCCACAUUAAGGCCUAUUACCAGGAGGUUCUCCAGCAACUGAUUGUGAUGAAUUUACCAAAUGUCCUAUUAAUCAGCAAGGAUCCCCUCACUGAUAAAAGCAUGGAGGAACUGAAAAAAAUUUUGCUGCUGAUGUUGGGUUGUGCCGUGCAGUGUGAAAGAAAAGAGGAAUACAUUGAAAGGAUCAAGCAGCUGGAUAUUGAGACUCAAGCAGGAAUAGUAUCUCACAUUCAGGAGGUAACCCAUAAUCAGGAGAAUGUGUUUGACCUUCAGUGGUUAGAACUUUCUGACAUGGCACCAGAAGAGCUGGAUUCACUCUCCAGGAACAUGGCCUUGCACCUCAAGAGGCUUAUUGAUGAGAGGGAUGAAUGUAAAGAGGUAAUUGUGGAUUUGACACAGGAGAGGGAUUAUUUGCAAUUCCAAAAUCACCCAAGCCCAGUGAAGUCUUCAAGUCCUGAUACUUCAGCCAACAUGGUCAGUCAUCUGUCCAGUGAGGACAAGAAACACCUGGCGGUAGAGCUUGCCGAGAGCAAAGCAAAGCUCCGUAGAAUACGUCAAGAGCUGGAAGAAAAAUCUGAGUUGUUGUUGGAUACAAAGCAUGAAGUUGAAAGACUCAACCUGGAACUACAGAAGAUUAAACAGGAGAACUUCCAACUUGCUUCUGAAGCACGGACAGCCCGCACCUACAGAGAUGAAAUAGAUUCCUUGAAGGAAAGAGCCAGUAAAGUGGACCGUUUGGAGAAUGAGUUGGCUCGGUGCAAAGAAAAGCUGCAUGAUGUCGAUUUCUACAAGGCUCGAAUGGAUGAACUGAGGGAAGACAAUAUGAUUCUCAUUGAGACAAAAUCCAUGUUAGAGGAACAGCUGGCUGCUGCACGAACUCGGACAGACAAACUUCAUGAGUUAGAAAAAGAAAAUCUACAGCUGAAGUCAAAAAUUCACGACCUUGAACUGGAUCGUUACUCAGACAAGAAUAGGAUUGAGGAGUUGCUGGAAGAAAACAUGGUACUCGAGAUAGCUCAGAAGCAAAGCAUGAACGAGUCCGCUCAGUUGGGCUGGGAACUGGAUCAGCUGUCCAAAAGCACUGACCUGUCUGAUGCAAGAAAGUCAUUUGUGUUUGAGUUAAAUGAAACAACAUCCAGCAAGAUAUUGAAGCUGGAGAAGGAAAACCAGAGCCUUCAGAACAUUAUUCAGGAUCUAAGAGAGGCCUCACUCACUCUGGAGGAGGGCAACCUCAAGGGGCAGGAGUGGGAAAAGGAAAAUCAGCAGCUCAGUAAAAAGAUUGAAAAUUUGAAUCAACAAAUUGAAAGAGAGCGACAGAGCAGCUUGGAUCUGGAAAGUCUGAGUGAAGAUCUUCUGAAAGAAAAAGACCAGCUUUCUCAAGCAUUAGAAAAUAUAAAAUCUCAAAAGGAAAGACAGAUUAAAGAGUUGGAGCAGGAAAAUAAGCACCUCAUUCAGACACUGGAAGCGGUUCGGCAAAGGUCUCAAGUGAGCACUGAAGCAAGAGUUAAAGAUAUUGAGAUGGAAAACAGAAUCCUUCAUGAAACUAUUAAAGACACAAGUAGCAAAAUGAAUGAGUUGGAAUACGAAAAGAAGCAACUACAGAAAGCCUUUGAUCAAUCCAAGGAACAAGUGGAGAAAUUGGAUAAGAUGGAGAAGGAGGUACACAGACUGGAAAAACAGAAUGAAAUACUGACUAAGAAAGUGACCUCCAUAAAGAUUGUAGAAGAAAAGAUGCAAGGCCUAGAAAAAGAAAAUGAAGUAUUAGAAGGAGAGAACAUAGUGUUGAAGAAGUCUUUGGACACAUUGCAGAAUGUUACAAUCAAAUUAGAAGUGCUGGAGAGUGAGAACAAGCAACUGGAUGAAGAAAACCUUGAACUGAGGAGAGCAGUUGAAGCUAUGAGGUUCUCUUGUGCAAAAAGCACACAGAUUGAGAGAGAAAAUAAUGAGCUUCAGAAGGAAAAAGAGGAGCUGCAAAAGAAUGUUGAGCUUCUGAAGGCACUUGGGAAGAAGUCAGAGCGCUUGGAAGUCAGUUACCAGGGCCUGAAUGAUGAGAACUGGAGGCUGCAGCAAAUGUUGGACACUGGAAAUAAAAAGAUUAAUGAUCUAGAGAAGGAGUUGCAUGACACUGAGAAGGAGAAUAAGGAUCUUCAAAGGACCUUGGAGGAAAUGAAGAUUUGUAAUAAGAGGCUGGAGAGAAUGGAGGAAGAAAACAAAGCUAAAGAGCAAGAAAUGGUCCAGCUGGAGAAAGAUAAUAAAAUAUUACAGAAAGAGUCAAAGAGACUGUGGCAGCAGGUGGAGCUGAAAGAUGCUAUCCUAGAUGACAACACUGUGAAGCUAGCAGACUUGGAGAAAGAAAACCGUGCACUAGAAAAGGAGAUAUCCAAGCUGAGAGACUUAUCCACUAAAACACGAGAUCUGGAGAGGGAGAACAAGGAUCUACUACAACAAAUGACUGUUGACAAGAGAACACUAGCUACAUUAAGAGAGGAUCUGGUCCUAGAGAAAUUAAAAACCCAGCAAAUGUCAAGUGAGUUGGAUAAGCUGAGCCUUGAGUUGGAAAAAAUUGGCCUAAAUAAGGAAUCGAUGUUGCAGGAUGAGAACAGCAAUGCUGAAAAAAAAUACAAACUCCUGGAGAACAAGAUUGAAUCUACACUAAAGACAACACUAGCAGUGAAAGAAAACAAGAUAGUGGCACUGGAGAUGAAGAUAGAAGAGACAAGCAGUCUGAAUCAGCAGCUGCAGAAUGAAUUAAAUUCGAUUAAGAAAGACAUUAUAGCAUCCAAGGAAAACCUGAGGGGAGCUGCUCAUAAUUCCUAUACACAGCUCAGCAGUAAACAAGAUUGCAAUAGCCAGAUAAAUGGGCAACGAGAGACCACUGUGGAACUGCUUAAGUUUAAGGACCGAACUAUUGAGCUGGAAAGAAAUAAUGCAGCGCUGCAAGCUGAGAAGAAGCUGUUCCGAGAGCAGCUUCAACAUCUGGAAUCCCAUAAUCUUAACCUCAGCAGUCAGAUGGGGACUUUACAGAAACAGGUCACCUUUCUUCAGGAACACAACACUGCUCUGCAGACCCAGACAGCCAAUCUACAGGUUGAGAAUGCCACUGCCACAUCCCAGGUUGCUUCUUUGAAGUCCCAGAUCUCUCAGUUCCAGAACCAGCUUUCUGCUCGGGAAAGUGAGAAUGAAAUCCUCCAACAGCAGAAGGAGCACUUAAGGGUUACACAUGAAUCACUGCUUCAGGACCAUGAGCAACUGGGCUCACUUUAUGAACGCCAGUCAGCAGAGUAUGAAGGGAUGAUCAGCCAACACAGUUCCCUGAAAAGCCAGUACAAGAGCCUAGAGCAGGCACAUCGUAGCUUGGAGGAGAGCUACAGUACACUAAUAAAGCACAAAAAAGAGCUGGAGGACCUGGAUGCAGUUUUAAAGAAAGAGCAGGACGUUCUGCAACAGGAAAGACGAAAGAACUUUGUUGCAAUGGAAGAAAACCAGAAACUAAAGACAGAUCUGGAAAGGUUGAAUUUCUUGCACGGAGAACUGCAGACAGAAUACAGCAGCCUUCACAAGCACACUAAGGAGGUAAAAACCUCCCUAAACAAUGCCCAGAUGGAGUUAAACCGCUGGCAGGCACGUUUUGAUGAACUAAAAGAACAGCAUCAGACCAUGGAUAUUUCCCUCACCAAACUUGAUAACCACUGUGAGCUGCUCACACGUCUAAAAAGCAACCUGGAGGAAGAAAACCACCAUCUUCUGAGCCAGAUUCAAAUGCUCAGCCAGCAGAACCAAAUGCUGCUGGAGCAAAGCAUGGAGACCAAGGAGCAGUACCACGAGGAACAAAAGCAAUACAUAGAUAAAUUACAUGACUUGAGAAGGCAAAAGGAGAAGCUGGAAGAAAAGAUAAUGGAUCAAUAUAAAUUUUAUGAUCCAACUCCUAAAAAGAAAAGCCACUGGUCAGGAGCCAAAGCUAUUGCAAAGCUGAUAAAACCAAAGAAAGAACCCUCUAGGGAAAGUGUAAAAUCUCCCACAGAUGUUCAGAGUAAGACAAUGGAUAAUGCAGAAAUGGCUGCAUCACCAUCAUCCAUGAGACCACUCCGCUUACAACAGGAGAGUUUAGAUAAUUCAUCGCUUGGCUCUGAUGAGAAAGGCAGCCCCAAGGUUUUGGCUAGUAAAGUACUGGUAGAGGUUGCCCAAAGACAGCACAGAAUGUCCUACCAUGGAAGCAGCAGUGAGCAAACAGAUGGCCCGGAACAUCUCUCUCGCUCUAGGAGAAUGGAGUCAGGAUCCAGGGCUUUCUCUACAUCUGCAAUCCACCUUACUGCCCCUGCACACAAUGCUAAAGUCCCGCAUUUAUCCAGACCUAAAGGCUACAACUCUGAUGAUAAUCAAUCCGACCAACUGCAUGAGGCUGAAUCCAACGCUGGAAGUUCACGUGUGCCAUGGACCAGCAGUUUAGAAGUCAGCAGAAGUGCAUCAAAUAGCAGCUCACCCCUAACUCUUAAAGGCAGGCCGGAGAGUGUGAGCAGUGAAGAUAUGAUUCCCACCAAAGAUAUCGCAACUUUAUCUAGAGAGAGUAAUUUGUACCAUCCAAAUGCCGUUAUGCUGGGAGCUACCAAAAACAGAGAGUCUCCAGUCAACAGAAACAGCCUUCAUUUGUAUGACUACCCAGAAAAAAAGAAUUCUAGCCGUACCCCAACCAGGCCACGUCCUGGGUCCCCUGGCAGUGAAAUGGUGACUUUGGAAGAGUUUCUGCAAGAGAGCAGCAGACAGUCACCACCCAGUCGCCGGCACAGCUUAAAUGAUUCCGAGCUCAUCACUCUGCAUCAGUUUCUGUUUGAGGCUGAGACCCUGCACCCUUCCUCCCAGUCCCCCUCUCCCACUCUGCAUCUCAAGGAUCCUUCCCAAACAGCUGUGCCAAAGAGCUUGCCAUCGGCUGAGAACUGCGAAUGGAGGAAGAGAGCAGACAGGGCCAGUAGGAGAGCAGCUUCGCUGUAUAUCCCCAGGGACAUGGUUACCAACAGAGAUGAUAUGCUUGGUGAUUUGUUUAAAAAGACAGAAGACCCUCCUGACAUCAGAAGCCCCAUGUCUGAGCUCAUUUUUAAGGAUGCUGCACAGAUGCCUACAAGUUAUGUGAGUCCCACUGUGAAGGUAACUGGUAAUACCACCAAGCCAGGCCAGUAUGUGAAACCACAUCCCAGGCAGCUGGAUGCUCCACUAAAUGUAACCAGUUCUCUCCGACAUCAAGCAAAUGUUUAUUCUGCUACAUCUUCCAGUCAGAGCCCAGAGCCACAGGCGCUGUCACCUCAUGGUGCAAUGGGCAGCAGGGGUAACUCACUGAGCAGAGCAUUCAGUUUGGCUUCAGCAGAUCUCCUCAAAGAAAAUGGUCCUGAAGUAGUCAUGCAAGAAAAGUCUGACGUAGAAACACCAGUGGGAAAGGAUUUUGGUCGCUACAUGAUCCGAUCCUCUACUCCUUUGGGGUCUCAGUCUUCUUUAAGAGAAAAGCCACAAUCUGCAAGGAUGCAACACAUGCUGCGUGGGGAUGACCGUCAAUAUCGUUCACUGGAUUCACGGCGCCUGUCACUGGCACUUCCAAAGGAAGAAACAACUCCACCACAGCCGGCUCCAUCUGCUAGCAGCCUACAGCAGCAUUAUACACUUGGCCACAGUGCCAUCAGAGGAAAACCCAAGCUUCUUUCUCGAUCUGGAGAGGUAGCAUUAGUAUCACCAGUCCGACCCAUCUCCAGUAUCCCAGAGCUGGAAGCUACUCAGGGUUUGGCUUCUGCUGGACCUGGAAAAUCUCGAAGCACAUCACCUGACUGCUCUCCUGCACCAGUCUGCGAAGAAGAGCCCAACAAAUCUGAAACUCUAAAAAGUACCCCUGCAUCACCAGACCCAAGUGCUGAUCCUCAGACUGUUUGGUAUGAGUACGGCUGUGUGUGAAGCUACUUUCCCUGCUUGGUGUUUGACUAGAUAUAUCUAUUUGCAUUCAGCUCUUGUGUUGCUUCAUUUGGGAUUUUACUUUAAGAAUAAUAGUUUCAAAUAUAAUUUUCCUUCUAAAAUGAUGGAUGACCACGAAACUGAGAGAAGCCUAUGCAAAGAAAGCAGUUUGGAUUUUCCCGGAUUUUAUUUUUCAGGUGCUACUUAACCCCUACCAUUUAAGUAUGAGAACGCACAAUGGGAUUGUUCUCUGUUAAAUGUAUUUGCUCACUGUGGUUGUGCUUACAGGGAACAUUUAUCAGCACCAACAUGCACUUAACAUUCUCAAUUCAUGUCGUACAUUAUCCAGAGACAAAGCUCACCUUGGUUCAAACACAAUGAGCACGCUCCAUUCAGAUCAUAUACUGAGCACUGUUAUGUUUGGCAACUACUAACCCACAUUAUAACUGUACUCUUUAGUGGUAUUUGUUGGGGAGGGUACUUGGCAAAUAUUGCUUUGCUCCUCUAAUAAAUCAGUCAUAGUUGCAUAAAUCAUUUUGUAGUAUGAAGAAUAUGAAUUAAAAAUGUAGCUUUAUGCUAGAUUUCCGAUGAAGUAUGAAUGUCACUGACUUAAUAUUAAUUUAUUGGACUGACUACUUGUUGCUAAAGGUUUGAAAGCUGCUAGGCCAGGCAUCAUAAAUAUUUAUUGUUGUUUCACUGAUUUAAGGAUCUUUAGACUACUGCUAGUUACUCAAAAACAGUUCUGAUUUUAAUGUUUACCCCUUUGCUGCUGACGGGUGUGGGCUUGAUUAUUGGUCAGUGUAUCCCUACAAAUGGCAAAGCCGCUGACAUUACAUUGGGAGAUCUGUGAUCCCCUGAUGUGCUGCUAAUGAGCCGUACUACUGAUAUAGGACUCACUUUAUGUAAAUUCUUCAGUCUAUUCACAGUAAAUAUAUACAGCUCAGUUUAGUGAUGGUUUCUGCAUUAUACGUCAUCAAUGAAAUUGGAAAUGAAUCAAAAUACAUUUUGUUAUGAAGCAAUGUUCAAAAUGGUGCUGUUUAUGUUGCAGAAGCCAAAUGAAAAUGCCAUUGUUAGCAAGACCUCUAGCAAUUGAAUCUCCAGUUACUAGCUUGCCACAUUGUAAACACUAGGUAAAUGAAUAAAUAGUGGAAGUUCCAGAGAUGCAUGCAAUUUGCAGUUUCAGAUGGGACAGCCUGCCAUUUAUAGCCAUUGUCCUUCUCUAACUUGGCCAUCCACAUCUCGGCCAAUUGUCUGCCACUGUAUUCUGUCAGGAGAGCCACAGAGACGUUGAUGUUGCUUCUAGAACAUACUUUGCAAUGUUUUCAAUGAUCAUUUGAACACUGGAAAAUCUGUAACAGGAUAUGUAAAUAUUAUGUAUAUUAAUGUAUAUGAUGGCUUUUGUAAAUAUGGUUGCCGUUAAGAGAAUGUUGUGACUACAGGGGCCCUUUGCAGUGCAUUGAAGGCAUUCAUAAUAAUUGUAGGGGCCCAAUGACUGCAAGGGGCCCAUUGAAGAAGCUCUCCCCCUCCCCCGUUUAUGUAUGCACAAAAAAGUACCAAUAAAAACAUCAGGGACAUGGUGUAUCGAGGGUGUGUGUAUGUAUGGAGGAGCACCUCCCUGAAAGAGAUGCAUUUCAUACUCUCAAAGCCUCAAUUUUGUGGGGCACAACAAUGAAUUCAAGGAGUUGUACAAAUAGCCACGACAGAGUUGCGGGAAGUGAAAUGCAGUUAGUGACACGUGCCCACUCUGAAGACGCUAGCCACAACUUGCACAAAAACUCACAAAGACAGGUGCAUGCAAUAGAGGCACAUUUCAUUUGCUUCUUGGUACUCUGACACUGGAUUUCUGGGAGAGAAAAACCAUGGCUCAAUCAUUCUAAAAACUGCACUUUUCUCACUCCUCUGCAGUUGUAAAUGUGGCUUUAAGCGUAUUGGUUUCUAAAGGGCACCGAAUCGAACCAAGUAUUGUGAGUCUUGCCUAAAUUACUCCCUUGAUUUUUUUUUUCUUUACAUAUUCUCAUGUUACCGUAAUCUGUGUGUAUAGAAAUAUAUAUAUAUAUGGUUAAGAGUAGCAUUUAUGUCAUUCAUGCAAUAAAACAUUUGCCAAUAGAACAUUUAUGGUGGAGGAUAUUACAUUCAUUUAAUGUCAUUGACUCUCCCUAUCUGUAGUGAUGCAGUAUCUCUGUGUGUGCAAAAAUAAUUCAAUUUUUAUAAUAAACCGUGUGUGAUCCUUUUCUCAA